UUCUCUCGUUUCUCACCCGGCUCAGCUGGAGGCGUCCACCCAGAAAGUGAAAUGACGUAGCCCUCUCGGUGAUACCCGAGCGCUUAGCCUGUGCCGCUGACUGAUGCCAGGGGUAUCCGAGCCGGACACUGAAUAUGGCCCUAGCCUAUUUGGAGACUUAACUGACAAAACAGAGGGUCGCAUAGCAGAUGUGUAAGAUCAGGCGUGACUCAGCUCCCUGGCCUCCCAGCUGACCGGCGAGAUGCACGGCGGUGGUAGGCUCUGAGAUUGGCCAAGCAGCGGCUGUUACUGGGCUGCUCUGGCGGAGCGUCUCCACUCGGGGACUAGUCGGCUGUCCGCCAGGGGGCAUUACCGCUGAGGGGCUGCUUGCGCUCAGUGGAGAACCCGCAUAUAGCUCAGUUCAGAUUGCUGAGUCGAGUGAUUUAAGAUAGGUGAGUAUUGAGCAGCCAGUCUUGCAACUUGUUGAGCAUUGUGUAAGACAGCAGGACACCGCAGAUAAAAGUCGCCCGGCUACAAGCAAGCCCCUUUCUUGAGGUGCAAUAAAGUGGACCAGAGGAACAUGGAGAUUGGAUUGUGGAGUUCGCACAGACCAAGUAGUCUGCACCAUAUCAAUAUGAGGAUGAUGUCGUCGCCCAGUCGGAUGCUGGUGUGCGCGCUUGCUCUGGCGCUGUGCUUGGUGGAGGUCGCCUCGGCAGAAACACUGUGCGGAGGGGAACUGGUGGAUGCGCUGCAGUUCGUGUGCGAGGACAGAGGGUUCUACUUCAGUCGGCCGACCAUCCGCAGUAGUAACCGGCGGCCCACCACGCGCGGCAUCGUGGAGGAGUGCUGUUUCCGCAGCUGCGACCUGAACCUGUUGGAGCAGUACUGUGCCAAGCCCGCCAAGUCGGAGCGGGACGUCUCGGGAACGCCACUGCAGGUCAUACCUGUGCUGCCCGUGCUCAAACAGGAGGUGCCCCGGAAGCACGUGAGCGUCAAGUAUUCCAAAUAUGACGUGUGGCAGCGCAAGGCAGCCCAGAGGCUCCGCAGGGGCGUUCCCGCCAUCCUCCGGGCGCGGAAGUUCCGGCGGCAGGCGGAGCGCAUCAAGGCCCAGGAGCAGGCGGAGCGCUCCCACCGACCCCUCAUCACACUGCCCAGCAAGCGGCCGCCCGUCCUCGCGCACACGCAAAACUACGUCAACCACAAAUGAGAGCCGGGGAGCGGCGCUUUGCACAGGAGAAGAGUUUUAGAAAAGAAGAAGAAGAGGAAGAAAAAAAACUAGGGGAUUAAAGCUUUGUCUCUGACGUCAUCUCUGUGGCAGUUUUCUCCUCUCCAUCAGCCCCCCAGUCCCAGACGACGACCCCCACCC
Molecule: messenger RNA, 1345 nt
Organism: Engraulis encrasicolus (European anchovy)
Lineage: Eukaryota; Metazoa; Chordata; Actinopteri; Clupeiformes; Engraulidae
Gene: igf2b
Product: insulin-like growth factor 2b
Exons: 4
Coding region: 560-1186 (208 amino acids)
Biological process (GO): positive regulation of MAPK cascade; positive regulation of insulin receptor signaling pathway; regulation of muscle cell differentiation
Cellular component (GO): extracellular region
Molecular function (GO): insulin-like growth factor receptor binding; hormone activity; protein serine/threonine kinase activator activity
Source: RefSeq, a predicted model, not a curated record